CUGUCAUCUCCUCUCCAGAAUGUAAUCCUUAGCGAGGUCCCGGCUUUUAGGAUUAAACAGGAAAAGCCCCCAAGCCUUGGCAUUAACUGUGGGGUGGCGCAGGCGUCAGCUGGGAGCCCACCGGUCCAUUUGCGUCAGCGUACCCCCAGUCCGAGCACGGCCCCAGUGCCUCCCUGGAUGCGGUCAGUGGUGCGGAAACCUCGGUUUUCCUCCAAGUCAGAAGCGAAUGGAGUCCGGACCCUGGGAACAUGGAGCGAACCACCUGAGCACUUCCAAGGAUGGCCGAACCGCGCUUUAACAAUCCGUAUUUUUGGCCUCCACCUCCCACCAUGCCCAGCCAGUUGGAUAACCUGGUUCUGAUAAACAAGAUCAAGGAGCAGCUGAUGGCCGAGAAGAUUCGACCUCCUCACUUGCCUCCGACAUCUGUUCCUUCCCAGCAGCCUUUGCUUAUCCCCCCGUCGCCUGCAGAAACCAGUCAGUCUGUCAUGUCCCUGCAGAAACUCCAACAGGUCCCGGGUCUGCACCCACAAGCCGUCCCGCAGCCCGACGUGGCACUCCAUGCGCGGCCGGCCACCAGCACCGUCACUGGUAAUUUACACUCUGGACACGGAAGGUGGGGGAGCAGAAGUACAUAUGUAGGGCUGGGUCUGACCUCCUCCCGCACGACUGUUAGCACCUCAGAGUCCAGCACCGGUACCACUAGCGGUACCCCCUCAACGCCAACCUCCAACAGCCAGACCCGACUUAUUGCCACUUCACCCACCCUCAUCUCAGGGAUCACGAGCUCCCCCACGUUGGAUUCCAUUAAAACCAUCCAGGGGCACAGUCUGCUAGGACCCACAAAGCCAGAAAGGGGGCGCAAGAAGAUUAAAGCUGAGAACCCCCCAGGACCACCAGUCCUUGUUGUCCCAUACCCUAUCCUGGCCUCGGGAGAUAUUGGCAAAGAGGGAAAAACCUACAGGUGCAAAGUUUGCCCUUUGACGUUCUUCACCAAGUCAGAGAUGCAGAUCCAUUCGAAGUCCCACACGGAGGCCAAACCCCACAAGUGCCCACAUUGCUCCAAAUCCUUUGCCAACGCUUCCUACCUUGCUCAGCACCUACGCAUUCACCUCGGCGUUAAGCCCUAUCACUGCUCGUACUGUGAGAAGUCCUUCCGCCAGCUUUCACACCUCCAGCAGCACACCAGAAUUCAUACCGGUGACCGACCCUACAAGUGUCCGCAGCCCGGCUGUGAAAAGGCCUUCACGCAGCUCUCCAACCUGCAGUCUCACCAGCGACAACACAACAAAGAUAAACCGUACAAGUGUCCCAACUGCUACCGGGCGUACUCAGACUCCGCGUCCCUUCAGAUCCACCUCUCUGCGCAUGCCGUUAAACACGCCAAGGCUUACUGUUGCAGUAUGUGUGGCCGAGCGUACACCUCGGAGACGUAUUUAAUGAAGCACAUGUCUAAACAUACAGUAGUGGAGCAUCUGGUCAACCAUCAUUCUCCCCAGAGGACCGAGUCUCCCGGCAUUCCUGUCCGGAUCUCCCUCAUCUAAAGAAAGACCAGGGCUGCUGGACACUGGGGUUCCUCUCUGCCCCUCACACCCCAUUCCCAGGACCCGGGUGGAUCUUCUGGAGUGGGGUAGCCUGAGCUCCAGCUCCCAAUUUGGGAUCCAGUUACUCGGAUGGAAGGGAUGACAUGGAGUCUGCCACUCGCUUUCUUUCAUCGGACCUACUGGUUGCCCUCUUUGCUCUGGGCUCGUCUGGAUGUUUGCCAAGCUCUGUUGGACACAAUUUGGUGCAGAGGGUGCUCCUUGGCGGCCCGGUAACAAUUACAAUUUGAUUCUGGAUGGCCAAAUUUUCCAGAUGGGUUGCUAGUAAAUGAUUUUACCUCCGGAUCUCCACGUGCUCCUCCUGUGCAGUUGCCUUUGGGAUUUCUCGGUGAGACCUACUGAGUGAAAGCAGCGUGAACCUGGACGUGACGUCUUGUUUGCCCAACACAUUUUGGUGACAUGCAAAGUCCCCAGCCUAGCACUUUGAACCUCUCACAUUUUAUAUCUGUUUAUGUUACCCAAACUUUUUUUAUCCUCCAUUUUUUUACAUACAAGAAAACAAUAAAAAUGUCCUAUUUAUUGGCCAAGAAUUUGGUGCUGCUAAUUGGGGAAAACUAAAGAAAA
Spea bombifrons (plains spadefoot toad) is the source of this 2162-nucleotide messenger RNA. It is a transcript of the gene ZNF362, whose product is annotated as zinc finger protein 362. The coding region runs from base 279 to 1541 and encodes 420 amino acids. Lineage: Eukaryota; Metazoa; Chordata; Amphibia; Anura; Pelobatidae. Gene Ontology annotation, cellular component: nucleus. Gene Ontology annotation, molecular function: RNA polymerase II cis-regulatory region sequence-specific DNA binding; DNA-binding transcription repressor activity, RNA polymerase II-specific. The record is from RefSeq and is a predicted model, not a curated record. Gene Ontology annotation, biological process: negative regulation of transcription by RNA polymerase II; central nervous system development. The transcript has 8 exons.